CGUCAUCACUGCUGUAAAUUUCUGAACUGUUUUUUUUUUUUUUCUUUUGAAAUCUCUCAUCUUUCUCAGCCACUCGACGAGCCAAAAAAAACGGUGCUAUUUUUUUUCUUCUCGUCUCCGCCUCUCUGUUUCCCUUUCCUUCAUGUCACGAAAUUAGGGUGGAUGAGGUUGCAAGCUUAGAUCAGUUCUUCUUUCGGGAUUCUUGUAUAUUGAUUCAUUUGAAGGAAAGGAGUUUGAUUUUUUUGGGGGGAGUUUAAAUGGGUUAUUUGAACUCGGCGCCGGCUGAUUCUAGCAUAUUCCAGAACUUUGAUUAUCCUGUCAGCGGCGGGGGACUCAGUCAUAAUGGAAAGUUUAGUUUCGGAUACGCAAGCUUUCGUGGAAAGAGGCCAUCAAUGGAGGAUUUCUAUGAGACCAGAAUUGACGGGGUUGACGGCGAGAUUGUUGGUCUAUUCGGGGUUUUUGAUGGUCAUGGUGGUGCUAGAGCAGCAGAAUAUGUGAAGCAGCACCUCUUUAGCAAUUUAAUCAAUCACCCAAAGUUUAACACUGAUAUCAAGUCAGCCAUAGCUGAAUCCUACAACCAUACUGAUUCUGAAUUCCUGAGAUCUGAAAAUAAUCAGAGCCGAGAUGCUGGAUCAACAGCUUCAACUGCAGUUCUUGUCGGUGAUCGUCUCCUAGUUGCCAAUGUUGGAGAUUCCAGGGCUGUCAUCUGUAGAGGGGGAAAUGCCAUUGCUGUUUCGAGAGAUCACAAGCCCGAUCAAACUGAUGAGAGACAGCGGAUUGAAGAUGCGGGCGGUUUUGUUAUUUGGGCUGGUACAUGGCGUGUUGGUGGUGUUCUAGCUGUCUCUCGUGCAUUUGGUGAUCGCCUCUUAAAGCAGUACGUUGUUGCAGAACCCGAAAUCCAGGAAGAGGUGGUUGAUGGGUCCUUAGAAUUUCUCAUCCUCGCUAGCGAUGGACUGUGGGAUGUAGUUUCCAACGAGGAGGCUGUGACUAUGGUCAAACCCAUUGAAGACCCAGAGCAGGCGGCUAAGACACUGCUGCAGGAAGCUUCUCAUAGGGGAAGCGCUGAUAACAUAACCUGUGUCAUUGUUCGAUUCCUUGGUUGCAGUAACAAAGAGAACACUGACAGUUCACAAGAGCCGUGAUUAUUAUUAUUAGCCUUAUAACUAUCGGCAAAUUAUUAGGUUCGAACACCGGACAAAGAGAAUCAAUCAGAUUUCUCUCUGUCUACAAUAAAAUCGCAGCUGCUACAAUAACUGUGCUUUUACUGUAAACAGAGAGAAAUCCGGAUGAUUCUCUCUGUCUGAUGUCCGAACCAAAUAAUUUCUCUAUAACUAUCUGCUUUGACUACCUGUAACUAAUACAGGGACUUGAAAGGACUGGAAUAAAGUUCAUUGCUAAAGCUUUUCUCUAGUGAAGCAAAGUGAUCACAGGAGGGCAUAUUCGAGAGCUCACUUUAGGCAUUGAAGAGUAAUUUUCUCUUGGAGAUGACUUCUUCCUGUUUGUUGCUUACUGAGGUCUGCGUGUGGGAAAAGCGUUAGUUUUCUUUUCUACUGUAAGAUUGUUACUGAGUUUGUUUCUGUGUAGAUUCUUGCCGGUUGAAGGUUUAUUAUGUUGAUAGUGCCCUUACACGAUACAUGGAACUGACUAUAUUAAAGGCCUUGCUAAUUAUUUUUUUCUUGUUAAUUUAUCAUUCCACACAAAUCCUAUUGCUGUA
Messenger RNA from Dendrobium catenatum, 1714 nucleotides. Its product is annotated as probable protein phosphatase 2C 10. The transcript has 9 exons. Gene Ontology annotation, cellular component: cytosol; nucleus. Gene Ontology annotation, molecular function: cation binding; protein serine/threonine phosphatase activity. The record is from RefSeq and is a predicted model, not a curated record. Lineage: Eukaryota; Viridiplantae; Streptophyta; Magnoliopsida; Asparagales; Orchidaceae. Gene Ontology annotation, biological process: protein dephosphorylation. The coding region runs from base 258 to 1142 and encodes 294 amino acids.